GCUCUCUGUGCAGAUUGGCUACUUACUUUAUCAGAUACAGUGCGUAUACCACUAUUAACACAUCAGGAAGUCAUAAAGUGUAUUAGUCUACAUUUAGUUAAACAGAAGGUAUGGCUACCGAAUGUUGUUUCAAUUUAGCAGAAAAAGCAUUCAGUGAAAAACAGUUCGAAGAAUCGGCAACAAAAUUUUCACUGAUUAUAGAUAAUCAAAAUGGCCACAGAGAACCAAAUACAGACGCAUACAUUAGACGGUGUCAGUGUUAUUAUAACUUAAAACAAUACGAGAAGGCUUUAAAAGAUGCUAAAUAUUUUUCGGAUACAAAUGUUGAUUCGUUAAUAGGGCACUUGUGGAAAGGAAGAUGUUACAGUAAGCUUACUCAAUUUAAUGAAGCUUAUACAUCAUUGAGAAAAGGUCUUGAAUUGGAACCUACUAAUGCCGAAGUAGCAGACGAAUUGCGCUCACUGCAAGACUCCAUUAUGGCCAUGUACGAAGCAGACGAAAGAAAAUCAGAAAACACCUACAAUGCUGUAGAUUUGUGUACCCAGGAACCAUAUCCCGGAGAUGAGGAAUUGGAAGAAUUAGAAAGAGAAAUAAUGAUUAAAUGGAAGUUGGAUCAACACCCAAAUGUAAAAGCAGGUGAUUGUGACCUGGACAAAGCAGCGGAUGAACUGACUUCUGCUAUUGAAGCUAAAGAACUCGGCCAAUUAUCGUCAGCUUUAAAUCAUGUAAAUAUGUCAGCGAGCUGUAGCCCUGGAAACAUGUUUAUUAUGGAAGAACGAGCAGACAUACUGUUUCUUUUGGGUGAAUUUAAAGAAGGUUUCAGAAGCUGCAACAUUAUUCCUUUUGAACACAGAUCUGUAUCAUUAUGGACAACAGGAGGUAAAAUUCUAGAUGCCCUUGAAUUACCAGUUAUAGCGGAAACGUGGUUAAGGAUGGCCACACAGCUAGCAAAGGAUACGAAGUCUGAGGCUCCUUUAAUUUUUCAACAAGUCAGAGUCAAGCGUCUAUAUGCACCCCUUGCGGACAAAACAAACGCUACCGUAACUUUUACUCGGUAUGGACGAGCAGUUAUGUCCAAAGAAUCCAUCACUAAAGGCGACGUCAUUAUGGUUGACAAACCGGUGGUUUGUGCUCAGACCUUGGACAGCCAAAAUAUACCUGCGUGUGGCCAUUGUGCCUCCUCCUUAGUAAGACCAGGAGAUAUUAUGGGAAUGGCCUAUCAAUCUAACAACCAAUUAAAGAAGAUGGUUCAGAAAUAUUGGCCCAAAAUGACGAUUGUACCAUGUAGACAUUGCAAAAAGGAAAUCUAUUGUAGCGUCACCUGCCAAGAAGAAGCAUGGGAACGUUAUCAUUGCCUUAUCUGUCCAGAAAUCAACCACUCUGUAAAGAAACUCUACAAAGUCUGCGACGAAUUCGAGAAUCUAAGAGCCGGCGACUCCAGGGUAUGGAAAGGCUGGUGGAAUGCGGCAUUCAGUCCCUUUAUGCUUGCCAGGAUUUGGGCUUCUAUAGCUUGCAAUGCGCGAAAGCUUGGCGAGGAAAGUGGAAGAAUUAACCCCUCAUUAGCAGAUUGGACCAAGGCUAAAGCUCCAUUUAGACGGUUUAUUGCGUAUGGGGCACAAAGCAAUGCAGAAGCUGUGCCAAAGAUGUUUGAUUUAAUGGUUGAAAUUUUCAAAGAUUUGGGUGAUGGACUCAGUUACAAUAUUACCAAGCGUGAAUUUGAUGGUCGGUAUUACCAGGCCACAUGCAAUGUUCAGGCGUUUUCAGAUCUCAGAAAUCCCCUAAAGCGGUUUCUCGAAAAUAUCAAAGAUAAGCCUAACACACGUGGAAUAAUGCAGCUACUUCCGCACAACCCACCCGAGGCCGAAUUUGCAGGAUUGUUUGCUCUUCACGCUUGCCUCAAUCAUUCAUGUGCCAACAACGCCGAAGUCUUUGAUGGUAUCGUAGAUAACAAACCUGGGGUUGCUGUUCGAGCUAAACGAGAUGUUCAAGAGGGCGAGGAAGUAUUCAUUACUUAUAUUAAUACUAAUAUGCCAAGAUCUAAACGAAGAGCGUGGCUAUACAGGGCUUAUAAUUUCUGGUGUUACUGUGAUCGCUGUAAUUUUGAAGGGGAGGGAUCGCAUGAGUGCACCCAGUGCAAGAAAACAGCAGAAAGUCAGAAGCCAUUCCCUACGUGUAGUAAAUGCAAAAAGGCGUGGUACUGUUCAUCAAAAUGUCAAAAAGUGGCAUGGAAAAAAGGACAUAAGAAAAUCUGCAGUUUGUCCCAUUCUCAAACAGAAUCGUCCUCUGAUUUAACUGUUAUAUCUGGAAAAUAACAUAAACCAAGGGUUUCAAGAUAAUGACCAAUUUUAUCUCUAAUGUGACUGUAUUCUGUGAACUUUAUGUUAUUUAUUGCGUUUGAUCGUAGUGAGAUAAAAUCUUUUUAAAGCUC
Patella vulgata (common limpet) is the source of this 2428-nucleotide messenger RNA. RefSeq lists its product as uncharacterized. NCBI's taxonomy places the organism in Eukaryota, Metazoa, Mollusca, Gastropoda, Patellidae. Gene Ontology annotation, molecular function: protein binding. The transcript has 4 exons. Bases 111 to 2312 code for a protein of 733 amino acids. The record is from RefSeq and is a predicted model, not a curated record.